Molecule: messenger RNA, 2760 nt
Organism: Styela clava
Lineage: Eukaryota; Metazoa; Chordata; Ascidiacea; Stolidobranchia; Styelidae
Source: RefSeq, a predicted model, not a curated record
UAUCAGAGUAUACAGAUGUUCGAUGUAUUUAAAAAAAAAUUACCUUAUCUUUAUCCUAUUUCAGACUACAAUUCUACAAGAAUAUAAAUAUAAGACUUAUUAUCUGCCCUCCACCAUUAUUUUAUAAAUUUUUGAAUUUGUAUAAGUAAUUUGUUUUCAGUCCUUUAAAGCCUUACUGGGCUUGGCAUGUUGGAGUGAAUUUUGUUGUCAUUAUACGACUUUGCAGAAAAUGUAAUGAUAUCCAUUUAAAAAAAUUUUAUUAAGGAAGUACCGUACUAUGACAGGCUGUCAUUUUCAAGUUACUUAUGCCAGUAUGCUAGGUUUAUUACACCUCUAGCACACAGUUUAUCGAUAUUCGAGCUGUCGGUUGAAUGUUUGGGUCCGGUAUAGUUUAUACCACAUGCACUUCUAGUUGGCCUGGCUCGACAAUUAUUGCAUAUGUCAAUCCUAACCCCUACCUGACUACGUCACCAAAAUAUUACGUCACUACGACGCCACAGUAACGUAAUAAAUACCUCCAAAGUGUACAUAUGGUCGUCCAACAUGCGCAGAUGAAAUCGAGCAAGCUAUUUCUCUCGUUUUCUCGUUGCAACGAACCCGAUACGAGAGAAGGCUGACGUUAGUGAGUUCGGUAUAGUCUGCGCAGAUGCCAUUUCGGACGAUGGUAGCUAUACUUGGCAAGCUCUAUGACGUGAUUGUGAAGUCGUAGUGACAUAAUUUUUGGAUGACAUAGUCAAGUGGGAGCUAGGAAUAACAUGUACAAAAAAACCGAAAGUACUUGUGGUACUGAACUAUACUAGACCCGAAUGUUUAUCCUCACUUCAAACUUUAUUCCAAGCUGACUUGUUUAUCUAUAAGCUAUACUAUAGCUCUGUUAUUGUCGAAUGAUGACUGAAAACUCACCCCAAAUUAUAAUUGGGAAUAAUAUUGUCACAGACAGUGGGAGAAGUCGACGACUCAGAAGAAGAAAUAUGAGGAGAAGUUCUGCUGACAUAAUCGUUCUAGAUAGUCCAUCAAGUCCAACCACAACAAAUAGUUCUGUAAUACCGAGACGUCGUAGAAGAAUGCUUCCAGAGUUGAACACCGACGCAGAUACUAGCAUUGUUGAUUUGACCUGUUCUCCAGAUGCUAUUGUUGAUCUAACCUCACCAGAUUUUAACACAGCAACAAGAGAGCCUGCGCCAGUAACAUUUGAAAUCAGUGAUGGAGAGGAGGAACUAAAUGAAUCUGUCGAAAGUCCAACUCCCACACAACCUGCGCUGUCGUGUCCUGUUUGUUUAGAAAGGUUCUCUAAGAUUGUUCGAAAUGGAGGUCAAGUAAAAUCGACAAUAUGUGGUCAUAUAUUUUGUAACGUUUGCAUAGCAACUGCAAUACAUCAUAAUAAAAAAUGCCCAACUUGCCGAAAGAAAUUGGAUUCUAGGAAAGUACAUACUCUAUACUUGCCUGUUUGAAAAAAACUUGUUCUUGCUGAAUUGACUCAAAGUCAUAAAAAGCUAGUUUCUUGUUUGAAAUGCACUUUUUUCUCACAUUCCUUCCUUGUGUAAGUUUUUUGUGUUUCCUAUCAUUGCAUAUUUAGACUAAAAGCUGCAUUUUUUCAAAAUGGCGACUUUUAGCAAGCGCAGGGUAAAGUUGAAGUUUUUCUGCCUUUGACAAAAUGUGAUUUUUCCACUCUAAAGGCUCCAAAAUAUAUCUUGUGUUGUGAUCACUGCCUAUCAUAUGUUGGGCAUCCAUCUGCUCAUUUAGUGUCAUGGUUGUUAUUACUAAUUUAAACACAUUCAAAAUUGGAUCUUGUAUGAAACGUCCAUAUUUUUUUUCCGAAAUUCAGAAAAAAUAUUUUCAAAUAUAAAAUAUACUUUGAAUGGGGCUCUUUCAACAACAACAUACACAAUUCAUUGUAUAUUUACAAAGAUUGAUGUUUAUACCACUGAAAUUUUAACACCAGACGUUAUUAAGAUUGGUUUACUGUUUGUUUACAGUUGUCAGAAUUAAGGCAAAGCAGUUAUUCGUGGAAUAUUUAGUUAGAUGUCAGAAUAACAAUUCACUAGUGAUAACUUUAAAAUCAAGGUCCACUAUAUCGAAUAUAAUGUAUUUUUAUUAUUCGAUUCAUUUUGAACAUCUAUUCUUCAAUUACUGAAUAUUUUCAUUUUCAUGUUUCAAGUAAAUAAUUCUCAAUUGGAUUUUGGCACAGUCUUGUUAUACAUGUUUUGUAGCGUUAUGCUAUGAAGGAUGUUCCCUGUUGGUUGAUUACUGUAAUUAUUGGUAUUGCAUCUCGUAACAGUGUUUGUUAUGGUUCAUUUGUCUUCACCACAUGAAUGUGUGUAUGAUGCACGCAAAUUCUCACAGUAGCAAUUCCUAUUUAAACUUUGCCAAAUAAAACCCUUUCAUUGAUAACACUGCAUAAAGGGUCUUUUUGAAUGAUCUCUGCUAGGCAGAAAUGUAUAAAACCUGUGAAUUCUUUAUUGUCGCUUGUUAUAUUCUAUUCAAAUUUCUUUGUUGUAAGUUGAACAAAACCAUUGAAACUAUAGGACUGGCAUAUUUUUCAAUGAACAAGUUGCAUGACUGCCUUUCACUCUCAAGCUUUCGGACACAUUGUGAAACUUGUUUUUGUGCGUAUACUUAUAUUACUGGCGAAAUUGUCUUAGCAACUAUUCAUUUCUGAGAUGGCAGGUGAUAUGAGCUGCUGUGCUGCUCUUUUACUAUGAAAUUUUUUUCUGUGUCACAAUAAAAAACCUCACGGAUUGGCUGGUAAAUCCAUAUAAA